Molecule: messenger RNA, 2236 nt
Organism: Nycticebus coucang (slow loris)
Lineage: Eukaryota; Metazoa; Chordata; Mammalia; Primates; Lorisidae
Exons: 6
Coding region: 1-1911 (636 amino acids)
Biological process (GO): immune response; immunoglobulin production
Source: RefSeq, a predicted model, not a curated record
AUGUCUGCGUCCACCGUCUCCUCUCCCUGUCCCGCGCCCACCUCAUACCAGAGCCCCCAUGUAUGUAUCCACCGUCUCCUCUCCCAGCCCCACACUCACCUCACAUUAGAGCCCCCACGUCCGUGUCCUACCAUAUCCUCUCCUAGCCCCACGCCCACCUCACACCAGAGUCCCUGUGUCCAUGUCCACGGUCUCCUCUCCCAGCCUCGCACCCCCGGAGCCCCCGCGCCCAUGUCCACUCUCUCCUCUCUCAGAAGCUCCCCUCACAAUCCGAAUCCUGAGGAGGUGGCCUCUCCUCUGAGCCGCCUGCACGGAGACACAGACCCUGUGCUCUGCGCUGACAUCCUUUCCUCAGCUCCAGAACAGAUCACAGGCUCUCCUGGGACAGGCGUCCCUUCAGGCUGCCCCUACCUGCCAAACACUCCACAGAGGCAUGUUCAGCCCGCACGUCAGGCAGCGCGCGUAGGGACUAGGCAGUCUCCAUCUGCCGCCGCCCCUUUGUCUCCCCGCCUGGCUGCGAGGUGGCCACGCCAAGUCACCCGCCGGAGCGCGCAGAGGGGCAGCGCGCCGCGCAUCCGCAAGGCCCCCGCGGGAAGUGCAGCGCGCGAGGACGCGUGCCCUCCCCUCCGCCACCGGGGACAACAGCUCCAGCGAGGCCGUCCGCUCCCAACUUGCAGCCGGGACCCUGCGAGCUGGCGGGCCUGCGCCAGCUCUUAUUUCCUCCCUCGCCUCAGCCAGCGAAAUCGAGCAAAGAGGUGUGCUCCUCUCGUGACCCCUCUGAUCCGCAAGGGGGGAGAUAUGACAGUCUUUUGGUCGGGCCUUUGGGGUAGAGGGGCCGAUGCCGCAGUACGCCAGGCCAGGACUCGCUCCUCUGGACGAACAAGAGGUCGUGGUGCGCGGCUGGCGGGCGAGGGGGAGGCGGAGGGCGGCCAUCUACCUGGGCGACUUGUGGCAGCCAUUGCCUGCAACUCGAGACCCCUCCCCACUCGGCCGCCCACCUGCCUUCUACCUGCUGGCUCCUGUGAGGAUGUUCUCCCCACGGCCAGCCGGAGAGUGGCAGAGUCUCCCCGCCAGGCGUGCUUGCUGCGCGUCUCCUCCAGUGGCGGCAGCUACUCGCCAGCCCUGCGCCACGCAGGAGAGCACAGUGGCGACGGGAAAGGUUGUGUACCCGCGGCGCCGCGUUGUGCGCUCGACGACACGCCCGGGCUUGGACGCCCCGCGCCCGCUCCUGGAGCAGGGUCCUGGGCCCAGUCUGUGCAGACUCAGCCGUCAUCGAUGUCUGGAUCCCUGGGGAAGAUGGUCACCAUCUCCUGCUUGGGAAGCAGCAGCAACAUCGGGUGUGGUAUUUAUGUGAACUGGUACCAGCAGCUCCAGGGAACAGCCCCUAAAUCCAUCAUCUAUGGUAAGAGCAAUAGAUCGUCAGGGGUCCCUGACAGAUUCUCUGCCUGCAAGUCUAGCAGCUCAGGCUCCCUGACAAUCACGGGACUCCAGAGUGACAAUGAGGCUGAUUAUUUCUGUCAGUCCUAUGACAGCAGCCUGGGUGCACCCACAGUGCUCCAGGCCCAUGGGGUAGUGAGACAAAAAUCUCCUUUUCACCCCCCAAGAGGGUGUAAACCCAGCAGCUGCUGCUCAGGCCUGGCCUGUGGCUUCUGCUGCUGUUGCUGCUGCCACAUGGACACAGCAGAACCCACAGGUGCCACCUGGGAGUGGAAGCUCCACCUUUUCUGUUAUUCACAGAAAUCUAUUUCUAGAAAAAUUGUCCCCAAGGAAACAGAAAACCCUGCUCCUUAUCAGCUUGAUAUACAGAAUCUUUUUGUAAGGAAGUUCAAGGAAGUUUUGAGGUGGCAGUUCCAUGUCAUCCAUCCUCUUCCUGAUUCCAGGAUGUCCCAGAUUUAUGUCACCCUUGUGUGAGUUUGCAGCUUCCAUACCUGUUCUCUUGGCUGUACCCUCUUAGUCUCUUCUAACCAUAGGAUAACUAAUGCACAAUCAUGUGACCAUAUUUAAUGUGUGCAAUUAGACACACUUGGGUAUUUUAUGCUCCCUGGAAAACAUUCCCACAAUCAAUAUAAAGAACCUCACUGCUACAAAGGCCUCUGGACGGCCCUUUCUGAUUGUUCCUCAGAUUCCUUCCCUAAUGCUGCCCUACAUGAGCACUGAUCUACUUUCUGUCCCUGUUGCUUUCCAUUUUCUAGAAUUUAGAAAUGGUAUCCUAUGGCAUACACCUUUUGAGGUCAGG